AUGGCAAACUUUGUGGUCUACGAUGACCGAAUCAAGAAGCUGUUCGGCUCCGCACCGUCGCUCGAGUUGUUGCACGAGAACCAGGACUACCCUUUCGCUCACGAGGCAGGCGUCUUCAUCGAGCGUAACAAUACGCUCUUCAUCACCAGCAAUCAGUACGACGACCAUGCGGCCGGCGGUCGCAAGAUCCAGAUCUGCCGCGUCACUCUGCCGUCCGAUGGCAGUUCUAAGACGAAGUGUGAGGAGAUCAACCCCGCCAUCAUAACGAUGGCUAACGGAGGCGUCAACUACCUGGACGGGGUCGUCUUCUGCGCCCAGGGCACGCACUCCGCGCCUGGAGGCCUGGUCUUCAUGGAGGCGGAACCGCCCUACCAGACCCGUAUGAUGGUCAACUCGUUCCACGGACGGGAGUUCAACUCUGUCAACGACGUUGUGGUGCACAGUGACGGCUCUCUGUGGUUCACCGACCCGAUUUAUGGCUAUGAACAGGGUAUCCGGCCGAAGCCGCAGCUUCCCAACCAAGUUUACAGAUAUGAUCCCAUCCGUGGGUCGAUUAGGGCCAUGGCCGAUGGCUUCGGCCGGCCGAAUGGUAUUUGCUUCAGCCCUGACGAGAAGACUGUGUACAUUACGGAUACCGACUGGAUUCAUGGUGAUGGCUCCACUGAUCUCACGCGAGCGUCAACAAUUUACGCAUUCGACCUGGUCCCCUACUCAGGGGAGCCCUUUUUGACAAACAGACGUCUCUUUGCCAUGGCUGAUACCGGCAUUCCGGAUGGCAUCAAGUGCGACGUGCACGGGAACGUGUACAGCGGCUGCGGCGACGGCGUCAACAUCUGGUCUGCAGGGGGUGUUUUGCUAGGGAAGAUCCUUGUUCAGGGUGGUGCUGCCAACUUCUGCUUCGGCCGCAAUGGAGAAAUCUUCAUCUUGAAUGAGAACCGAUUAUGGAGGGCCAAGUUGGCAGAUGAUACGAAAGGAGCAUUGCUGUGUAUCUAA
Colletotrichum abscissum is the source of this 993-nucleotide messenger RNA. Its product is annotated as SMP-30/Gluconolaconase/LRE-like region. The record is from RefSeq and is a predicted model, not a curated record. The transcript is spliced from 2 exons. The coding region runs from base 1 to 993 and encodes 330 amino acids. NCBI's taxonomy places the organism in Eukaryota, Fungi, Ascomycota, Sordariomycetes, Glomerellales, Glomerellaceae.